This is a messenger RNA of Microtus oregoni (creeping vole), 1850 nucleotides long. It is a transcript of the gene Katna1, whose product is annotated as katanin catalytic subunit A1. The transcript has 11 exons. The coding region runs from base 208 to 1686 and encodes 492 amino acids. The record is from RefSeq and is a predicted model, not a curated record. NCBI's taxonomy places the organism in Eukaryota, Metazoa, Chordata, Mammalia, Rodentia, Cricetidae. Gene Ontology annotation, cellular component: microtubule cytoskeleton. Gene Ontology annotation, molecular function: microtubule binding; microtubule severing ATPase activity; ATP hydrolysis activity. Gene Ontology annotation, biological process: microtubule severing.
GUGGGGGGGGCGGCACUGGCAGAGGCGGUCGGGCACUGGAAGUGGACUUACCCGGUUUCACUGCACCUUGGCCGCGAGCAGGAGCUGCGGUGCCCGCGGACCUCGGCCGUGCGGCUCCCGGAGCGAACGCGACGCUGCGGCUCGGGCCUCGUUCCCCGCCACGCGUCGGGCAGCGUGUCCCGGAGCCUCGGGCACGCCAGCUUACGUAUGAGCAUGAGUCUUCUCAUGAUAAGUGAGAAUGUAAAAUUGGCUCGUGAGUAUGCCUUGCUGGGAAACUAUGACUCUGCGAUGGUCUAUUAUCAGGGAGUUCUCGACCAAAUGAACAAGUAUCUGUAUUCAGUCAAAGAUACAUGCCUCCAGCAGAAAUGGCAGCAGGUUUGGCAGGAGAUAAAUGUGGAAGCUAAGCAUGUUAAGGACAUCAUGAAAACGCUCGAGAGCUUUAAACUGGACAGCACUCCUCUAAAAGCUGCGCAGCAUGAGCUUCCGGCUUCUGAGGGAGAAGUGUGGUCCUUGCCUGUACCCGUUGAGCGAAGACCCUCACCAGGACCUAGGAAACGUCAGUCUUCUCAGUACAAUGACCCUAAACCACAUAGUAACCGCGCAGGCACAGUCGUCAGAACUCACCGUCCGUCUGCACAGCAUCUUCACAAUGACAGAGGGAAAGCUGUUCGUAGUCGGGAAAAGAAAGAACAGAAUAAAGGAAGAGAGGAUAAGAACAAAUCAGCUGCAGUUGUGGAACCAGAGGCACAUAAAUUUGACAGCACUGGAUACGACAAGGACUUGGUAGAAGCUUUGGAAAGAGAUAUAAUUUCUCAGAAUCCCAAUGUUCGGUGGGAUGAUAUUGCUGAUUUAGUAGAAGCUAAAAAGUUGCUUAAGGAAGCAGUGGUGUUACCAAUGUGGAUGCCAGAAUUCUUUAAGGGCAUUAGGAGACCAUGGAAAGGAGUACUGAUGGUUGGCCCACCUGGCACUGGAAAAACACUCCUUGCUAAAGCAGUUGCUACAGAAUGCAAGACAACAUUCUUCAAUGUCUCUUCAUCAACGCUGACUUCCAAAUACAGAGGAGAGUCUGAGAAGCUUGUCCGUCUUCUGUUUGAAAUGGCUCGGUUUUACUCUCCAGCUACCAUAUUUAUUGAUGAGAUAGAUUCCAUUUGUAGUCGCCGAGGGACUUCUGAAGAGCAUGAAGCAAGCCGAAGGGUGAAAGCCGAGCUGCUGGUUCAAAUGGAUGGUGUUGGAGGCGCCUCAGAAAAUGAUGACCCUUCCAAGAUGGUUAUGGUUCUGGCAGCUACUAAUUUCCCCUGGGAUAUAGAUGAGGCUUUAAGGCGGCGUCUUGAGAAAAGGAUCUACAUUCCAUUGCCGUCAGCAAAAGGCAGAGAAGAACUGUUAAGAAUAAGUCUUCGAGAGCUGGAAUUGGCUGAUGAUGUUAACCUUGCAAGCAUAGCAGAAAACAUGGAAGGUUACUCGGGUGCGGACAUUACCAAUGUAUGCAGGGACGCAUCCUUGAUGGCCAUGAGAAGGCGUAUUGAGGGUCUAACUCCAGAAGAAAUCCGAAACCUUUCCAGAGAAGAAAUGCAUAUGCCUACCACCAUGGAGGAUUUUGAAAUGGCUUUAAAGAAAGUUUCUAAGUCGGUAUCAGCUGCAGAUAUUGAAAGAUAUGAGAAAUGGAUAGUUGAGUUUGGGUCAUGCUAGGUAACGUCUCACGUGUAAACUCUCAGAAAUCUGCCUUAAGUCUUUGAAAAAUAAGUAAAUGUAGUAUUUCAUUGCACUGAGUGCUAUAUUUUUUUAAACUUUCAUAAUGGUGUGAUUUUUAAACUCUUUCAGGUUCUGAAUAAAGGCAGUGUUUUUAAGCUGCA